Mesocestoides corti is the source of this 990-nucleotide messenger RNA. The record is from the annotation of a GenBank genome assembly. NCBI's taxonomy places the organism in Eukaryota, Metazoa, Platyhelminthes, Cestoda, Cyclophyllidea, Mesocestoididae.
AUGCUCAAGGCGCUGUUUAGUGGACGCAUGGAUGUGAAAACUGAUGACGAUGGUUGGGUUCUUCUUGAUAGAUGUGGUAAACAUUUCAAUAUAAUACUAAACUAUCUCCGUGAUGGCUCUGUGCCCUUGCCCGAUAACCGCCAGGAUUUGGAGGAACUACUGGUAGAAACUCGCUUCUAUUGUUUGGAGGGUCUUCGUCGAAUGUGUGAGGAAAAACUUGAAAAACUGGUCGCUGAUACUCAAGACAAACCAAACGCAGCGAGUAUCAUUAUUGUGAAAUAUCCAAAGGUUACAAAGGCCAUAUUUGCAUCAACCAAAAAGCCAAUCGUUAAACUUACUAUGAACCGUAACUCCCAUGACAACUUGCUUCGUAAUAUUGAGUGCCUGGAAAAGUACGCUCUGAUGUUUGCAGAUCGAGUUGUCUUUAUCAAGGACGUGAGGGACAAAUGCGAACAGAAUGAAAUUUGUGAGUGGGGUUUCUACUGGAGGUGCCACAAAUUAAAGAGCCUUGAUUGUAUCGCCAUUCACUACUCAUCUGAAAAACGACUCAUCAAGGUCGAGUUCCCAGAAUCAAAGAUCCACGAGGAAAUGCUCUUUCUCUUGUCUAUAUCGGAUCGUGAUCUGUCGGACGCUGAAAUCAUUGACACAGCAAUGUGUCGUGGCACCGCAGCAGGUCUGAGUCUUGUUUCGCCGCAGCAGCCACCGCCCUCUAUGUUCCUCGAGGCUGGGGGUGAAGACGGUGUAGCUCACCACGAACAGCAGGAGACCGCCUCGUCCUCCUCCUCGGCAUCGGUUGUCUUGCGUUCGUCGAGGAAUGAGGCGGCGUCGGAGGAAGCAGGCCCCAAUCAACCUCAGCACCAAUCUCCCCAGGGAACGAUUCGUUCUCGAGUUCCUCCUCUCCUAAUCCCAAACUCCAGCACAUCGUCAAAUUCUGGUGCUUCAUCCUCACGGGUUCCAUUCUCCGCAUCUCAUCGCUCGAGCCGUCGCUAA